Messenger RNA from Pungitius pungitius (ninespine stickleback), 2072 nucleotides. Its product is annotated as inner ear-specific collagen. NCBI's taxonomy places the organism in Eukaryota, Metazoa, Chordata, Actinopteri, Perciformes, Gasterosteidae. Gene Ontology annotation, molecular function: protein binding. The record is from RefSeq and is a predicted model, not a curated record. The transcript is spliced from 6 exons. The coding region runs from base 307 to 1809 and encodes 500 amino acids.
CGCAGGACAAGAGCGGACAGGCCACCGUCACCGACUCGGUCCGAUGCCUCGGUCCUAUCUUCGGCAGCUGCAAGAGGAUUCUCCGAGUUGAGCCGAUGGCACACAGCCCAUUGUAGGGUGGCUGGAGUCAUGUAAUCUGCUCUUGCCAGCCCACCUACCUCCUAAUAACCCCGGUGUUCAGUCCCUUGUUCUCUGUCUCGGGGCAGUAUAAGGAAGGAGGCAGCCGGCAUCAAUCCGGAGAUGGAACGGAUGGAGUGAAGAGUCAACACCAUUCACAUCAGCAGCUCAUUGCUUGAAGCCCUCGGUAUGCCUUCCGUUCGCCUGGUCUUCCUGACCACGCUCCUUGUGGUACAGAUGGCCACGCUGGCCUCCAGCACCAGAACCACACGAAUGCCCAAACCUCAGACCACCAAGAAGCCCCCUCGAGCUGGUGGCAGCGGCGGCGCAGGUGGGGGUGGAGGAUUCGGACGAGCCACCACCACCACGACCCCAUCUCCUUCUAGCAGCCUGCAGAUGGAUGAGACAACUGACGUUACAAUGGACACUUACUCAGCGUCCCCUACAGACAGCACCACCUACAGCGACACUUUCUCCACCGAGUUCCACACCGAUGCCAUAGUGCCUCCCGGGAACGCCGUUGGAAACUAUACUCUCAACUUCAAUGAGUGCUUCUUCAACGUCUGUGAGUGCUGUCCGCCAGGGAUGGGCCCCGCAGGGCCCAUGGGAGACAGUGGCCCACCAGGGCCACAAGGAGAGAGGGGCCCUUUAGGGUUACCAGGAGAGAGGGGAGAAACAGGGCCCCGGGGAGUCCCAGGACCAGCAGGACUACCUGGUGCCAACGGGCUUAAUGGUGACACAGGUGAAAAAGGUGAUCUAGGACCGAUGGGUCUUCCUGGUGCUCCUGGCAUCUCAGGAAAACCAGGAGAGAGAGGUGAUCAGGGCCCCAGAGGAGAGAAAGGUGAACGUGGUUUCAGCGGUCUGAAAGGUGACCCAGGAGAAAGAGGAGAGCCUGGCCUGAAUGGGUCUCAGGGCGACACUGGGCGAGAGGGGCCUAUAGGUCCCCCCGGGGUAGCUGGGACAAAGGGUCAGAAAGGUGAACAAGGACUUAGUGGCGAGUGUUCGCCAAGCGAGAAAAGUAAUGUGGCGGAGCGUGGGCCCCCAGGCCUGAGAGGUGAGAUGGGCCCCCCGGGAGUGAAUGGAACUGAUGGUGCAAAGGGAGAGAGAGGCCAGCCAGGGCCUGCGGGCGCAAAGGGCGAUACCGGUACCAGAGGGCCACCAGGACUUCCAGGAGGAAGGGGCUUGGUAGGCCUGAGGGGGGAGAAGGGAGCUAAGGGCGGGCGUGGGCCCCGGGGCCCAAAAGGCCCACCGGGUGAGAGUGUGGAACAGAUUCGCUCUGCCUUCAGUGUGGGCCUGUUUCCCAGCAGGUCCUUCCCUCCGCCCGGCCUGCCUGUGAAGUUUGACAAGGUGUUUUAUAACGGGGAGGGUCACUGGGACCCAACCAUCAACAAGUUCAACGCCACCUACCCGGGGGUCUACCUAUUCAGCUACCACAUCACCGUGCGCAACAGGCCAGUGCGUGCCGCCCUAGUGGUUAAUGGGAUACGGAAGCUGCGAACCCGGGAUUCCCUCUACGGCCAGGACAUUGAUCAGGCGUCCAACCUCGCGCUGAUGCAGCUGAAUGAAGGCGACCAGGUGUGGCUGGAGACGCUGAGGGACUGGAACGGAGUCUACUCCAGCAGUGAGGACGACAGCACUUUCUCUGGCUUCCUGCUUUACCCGGACCCCAAGGACAAGCCUACUGAUAUGUGAAACCUGUGACUGCCGCCCUUUGACCUUGAAUGAGCCCUGAUUGUAACGUCUCUUAGAGCCUGCACAACCUUCAGCCUAUUGCACUGCUCUGUCAAAUGAAUGUGAUUCAGCUAUAUGCUGCUGCUUCAGUUUCUGCUUGCUGCUAAUCAAACCAAAAAGCAUUGCUUGCCUCGCUGUAUUUGCAGAUGGAUGAGGCUUGAUUAAAUGCUGUAUGCAACCCUUCAGUUCUUUUUAACAAUGCAUUAAAAAUGACUACGCUUGAA